Molecule: messenger RNA, 1729 nt
Organism: Schizophyllum commune H4-8
Lineage: Eukaryota; Fungi; Basidiomycota; Agaricomycetes; Agaricales; Schizophyllaceae
Exons: 11
Coding region: 184-1638 (484 amino acids)
Biological process (GO): lactate metabolic process
Molecular function (GO): heme binding; L-lactate dehydrogenase (cytochrome) activity
Source: RefSeq, a predicted model, not a curated record
GCGGGGAGAUGCAGCGGAUGCCGCACCUUCGUCGGCCCCUUCUCUUUCCCAGACUGCUCGCCGCUCCCUGGACUGCUUUUUCGAGGCUGCUUUCUUGAGACCGCUGGCUAGAUAGGCUGGCGCGACUGCUUCUUGGAUUUCUGCACUUCUUGAAUCUUUGCACGAAACGACGACACGACCAUCAUGAACUGGACGCUAGAGGAAGUGAAGAAACAUAACACGCGGGAGUCGUGCUGGGUGAUCAUCAAGAAUAAGGUCUACGAUGUCACCUCCUUCCUAAACGACCACCCCGGUGGCGCCGCCAUCAUCCUAAAGUACGCCGGCCGCGACGCCACCGCCGCCUACGAGCCCAUCCACCCCGCCGACGCCCUCGAGAAGAACCUCCCCGCAUCCGCACAUCUUGGGCCCGUCAACACCGACGCGGCCAGCACCCUCGAGGCCGCGGUGCGCAACCGCAGGAAGACGAAGGACGAGAUCCGGAUCGAGGAGGCGCAUAAGUAUAAACCGGCGCUGAGCCAUGUUUUGAGUCUGAGGGAUAUGGAGGACGUGGCGAAGAAGGUGCUGCCCCAUAAGGCGUAUGCGUACUAUUCGUCGUCUACGGAGGAUACUAUCUCCAAGAACGAGAACGCUCAUGCGUUCAGUCGAUUCUUUUUCCACGCCCGCGUAAUGCGGCCUGUAUCUCGAUGCGAUCCGUCUACGACCAUUCUUGGAUUCAAGUCGUCGAUCCCUGUCUUUGUGAGCGGGGCAGCUAUGGCCAAGCUCGCACACCCUGACGGCGAACUCAACAUCACCCGCGGCUGUGCCGCCCAAGGCAUCAUCCAAAUGGUCUCCUCCAACGCCUCCUACUCCUACGCCGAAAUCGCACACGCCGCCACCCCCACCCAGCCCCUCUUCUUCCAGCUCUACAAGCACAAGGACGACGCGCUCGCCCUCCAGCGCAUCCGCGAGGUCGAGGCGCUCGGGUACAAAGCGCUCUUCCUCACCGUCGACGCCGUCGUGCCCUCCAAGCGCGAGUUCGACAUCCGCGCGCCGUGGUAUUUGGAGGAGUUGGAGCGGGGCGGGCCGAUGGAGUUCGUGGAGGAGCAGGCGGACGCGCUGCAGGGGCAGUCGUUUGGGACGGCGGGUGGGCUGAUUGUGAAUGAUGAUAGGGACAUGACUUGGGAGAGGACGAUUCCGUGGUUGAGGAGCGUGACGAGGUUGCCGAUUGUGCUGAAGGGCAUUCAGUGUGUAGAGGAUGCGCUCCUUGCUGCUGAGGCAGGAGUGGACGGGAUCCUGAUCUCGAACCACGGUGGCCGGCAGCUAGAUUAUUCCUUGCCUCCCAUAGAGGUUCUUUACCGACUACGCAAGCAUCACCCGGAAGUAUUCGGGAAGAUGGAAAUAUACAUUGAUGGUGGUAUCACUCGCGGUAGCGACGUGCUCAAAGCGGUUUGCUUGGGUGCGACUGCGGUUGGUCUUGGUCGCCCGUAUCUCUAUGCGCAAGGGGCGUACGGCGUGGCUGGCGUGAAGAGAAUCACCCACAUUCUAGAGACGGAAAUCGUCACGGCGAUGCGUCUUAUGGGCGCGUCAAGGAUCAAAGACUUGACGCCUGAACUGGUUGAACGAGUGGACUGGCAGGUCGGCCUUAAGGCUCGGCUCUGAUAAGCUGGAUGAUGACUUGUAUGAUCUAUCUGGAGGAUAUAUGUAUAUGUGUAUAGAGAAUGGCUAUACAAGCCUAUCUUCUGCGACCACA